AUGCCUUUAAAUCUUCGACAUAUAUUUGAUCAAAUACCAGUAUUGUCACUUCGAUAUUAUGCAUUAAUUAGUACUUCAUUAUUAUUUGGUAAUAUUUUUUAUUUUCAUCAUUUGAUUCAAUCAAAUAAUAACAAUUCAUCGAUUAUUAAUAAUUUCACACUGAUAAAUAAUCAAACAAUAUUUUAUUUUAAUGCGAAACCAUUUUCAUUAAGUUAUAUUCAAACAUUAUUAUCAAUCAUUAUAUCACAAACACUUUCACUUCUGAUACUUGUUAAUGCUAUCUAUUGUCUGAUAGCUUUAUUUAGUAAACAAUUACAAGUAUUUAUUUUUGGUGAAUUACGUUUUGUAGAAUUACAACGUAUUAAAGAUAAAUUUUGGAAUUAUGCAUUUUAUAAAUUUUGUUUUCUUUUUGGUGUACUUGGAUUAGAAAAUUUAAAUGAACUUAUUCUUUGGAUAUCAUGGUUUUAUAUUUUAGCUGUUGCUCUACUUUUUUGUCAAUUAACAAAAGAUCGAUUUGAAUUGUUAUCAAUUUCAAUAUCGAUUCCUCAUCAAUCAUUCAAAAAAAUAUUUGGUUUACUUCUUUCAUUGCUUUGCUUAUGUUUUGGUUUAUUUCUAAUUUGUUUUUGUAUUGGAUUCAAAUAUGGUGGUUUAUCAAUAUUUUUCUUUAUGUUUGCUGAAACAAUUUUAUUAACACUUGAUACAUGUUAUCUCUUAUUUAAAUUUAUAUUUAAUCAACAACAACAGUCAAAUGAAUAUCGUUCACAUAUUCUCUAUUAUGUCGAAUUCUUAUUUGAUAUGUUAACAUUAACAAUUGAUAUUUUCCAUCAUUUACAAAUGUUAUUCUAUCAUCAAACAUUUAUGUCAAUGUCAUCAUUGAUAUUUUUUAUGCAAUUAAAACCAUUAUUUAAUGAAUUAACGCAACGUUUAAAACGACAUAAAUCAUAUCGUCUUGCAAUGAUACUCAUGCAAAAAAAAUAUCCAUUAUUAACUAAAUAUGAUCUUGAAGAAAAAUUUCGUUUACAAAAUCAUACAUCAACAUUAGAAGAAGUAUGUUCAAUUUGUUGGGAAAAAUUUGAAAAAGCUCGAUGUUUACCAUGUGGACAUUUAUUUCAUGAAAAUUGUCUUCGAAGUUGGCUUGAACAAGAUACAACGUGUCCAAUUUGUCGAGUAUCAUUACAUGAUGAUACAAUUCAUUCAACACAAAAUUCUCGUCUUUGGCCAUCAUUAAAUUUUCCACGUCAAGUAAUUAAUAAUGAACAACGUGGUGGACGUAAUCAUUUAUUUCGUUUUGAUGGUAAUCGUUAUUCAUCAUGGUUACCUAGUUUUUCAAUUGUAAUCAAUCAUAAUUUUCCAUUUCGUCUUACACGUGCUCGUCUUACUGGUGUACAAUUAACAAGUAUGGCUCAAAGUGUUCAACAAAUUUUUCCACAAAUUCCAUUUGAAAUUAUUCUUGCAAAUUUACAACAAACACAAUCAAUUGAUACAACAAUUGAACAUAUUAUUGAACAACGUAUUCAAUUUGAAGCACCACCACCAGAAGAAGAAGAAGAAGAAGAAGAAGGAAUUGUAGGAUCAGAAGAAUCAUCUUAUACAUCAUCAUCGGAAAUUGAUGAAUCAAAUGAAAGAAAUACAUUAAUUAAUCCAACAGAACCAGUAGUCGAUGAUAAUGAAAAUUUUACAUGGCCAUUAGAUCCUAAUAUACCAUUUGAUAAUCGAAAACAAUUAUUGAUCUCAUAUAUGCGACGACGAUAUCUCGAACGAGAACAUCGCCUUCAAUUGUCAUUGCAGAAGUCAGAUCAAUAA
Adineta steineri is the source of this 1803-nucleotide messenger RNA. The record is from the annotation of a GenBank genome assembly. Lineage: Eukaryota; Metazoa; Rotifera; Eurotatoria; Adinetida; Adinetidae.